UUCUAUCUUUUUUAAAAGCUAUUUCAAGAGCCGACAAAACUAAGAGUCACCAUAAAAAAAGCUCAUAUUCCCAUUCCCAGCGAUUAAUCGCCUUUAUAAAAACAGAGCGCCGUCGAAGAGAAAAUUCAGUUCGGAAUUCAACGUCGCCAUCAACAGUUAAGUGAAUUUUGUUCAGUAACCAAGUUAGUAACCAAAAUGAGUUCUGGUAAACAUUUGACCAAAGGUUCCCCCAAACCUGCCCUCCCUGACGAUGGAGUUCUCCGCCUGUACUCCAUGAGGUUCUGCCCCUACGCACAGCGAGCACAUCUCGUCCUGAAUGCCAAGAAUGUGCCCCAUCACAGCAUUUACAUCAAUCUCACCGAGAAACCAGAGUGGCUGGUGGACGUGAGCCCACUGCUUAAGGUUCCUGCCCUGCAGCUGGUGGCGGAGAAGGAUCAGCCCUCGCUCAUCGAGUCGCUGAUUAUUGCCGAGUAUCUGGACGAGAAGUACCCGGAGAAUCCGCUACUGCCCAAGGACCCAUUGAGGCGGGCCCAGGACAAGAUUCUGCUGGAGCGCUUCAGCGGCAUCACCAAUGCCUUCAUGAAGAUCCUGUUGCAGAGCACCGGUCUGGAGGAUUACUGGGCGGCGCUGGACAUCUUUGAGCAGGAGUUGACCAAGAGGGGUACCCCAUACUUUGGUGGCAACAAGCCCGGCUUCGUGGACUACAUGAUCUGGCCUUGGUUCGAACGCCUCUCUGUGAUCGAGUUGAAGUUGCAGGAGGAGUACAACUUUGACGAGGCUCGCUUCCCCAAGAUCAGCAAGUGGAUUGCUCUUCUGAAGGCGGACUCGGUGGUCAAGUCCUUUUAUGCCACUCCCGAGCAGCACAACGAGUUCUGGCGCACCCGCAAGGCCGGCAAUGCAAACUACGAUCUGCUGGCUUAGAUCACUGCUGUAAAUAAAAUAUAACAAGGAGAUUUAUUUAUGCUCUAAAUAACAAUAAUAAAUAAAAUAUUUACUUAUCCUUUACUUAUACAAGGGUACAUGGUAAUCUCCUUGGAUUAAUAUUAUUAUGAAGAAGUAUACACCAAUUUUCAAUUGGUAGUAAAAUCUAUAUAACUGUAGACUUAUCGAGAAAUCAGUUCAUUGUUAUAUACAAUGCUUUAAAUGCAAAAAACAGUUGUUUGCGCUUAUGGAGCAGUGUGCAGAUUCCAAAGAGGCUUCACUGUAUCCACAUGGCUUGGUAUGUGU
Molecule: messenger RNA, 1227 nt
Organism: Drosophila erecta
Lineage: Eukaryota; Metazoa; Arthropoda; Insecta; Diptera; Drosophilidae
Gene: GstO3
Product: pyrimidodiazepine synthase
Exons: 2
Coding region: 196-921 (241 amino acids)
Biological process (GO): glutathione metabolic process
Cellular component (GO): cytoplasm
Molecular function (GO): glutathione transferase activity; glutathione dehydrogenase (ascorbate) activity
Source: RefSeq, a predicted model, not a curated record